AUGUGCAAUGGAUAUGGAAGCGCAAAUGAUGGGACACAAUCGCGCAAUGGUCUAAGGAGUUCAGGUAUAAGUACUCGUAGGAACAGUACUGGUUCACCAGCUCCAUCAUUAAGCUUGACCAAUGUUUACAUUCGUGGACUUGAACAAAAUACAACCGAUGAAGAUCUAAGAGAUAUGUGCGCUAAAUUUGGCCGAAUAGCAUCAACGAAAGCAAUUAUGGAUAAGACAACUGGUCAGUGUAAACGUUAUGGAUUUGUUGAUUUCGAGGAGGCGGCUGAUGCACUGCGUGCUGUUGAAGGCUUGAAUCAGGAAGGAAAGGUACGAGCGCAAAUGGCGAAGGCGCUGAGUCCAAACAACCAAAAUAGCCUCUUUCAGCAACAGGAACAAGAUCCAACAAAUUUGUACCUAGCAAAUUUGCCACCGAAUUAUACAGAAAGAGAUUUGCAAAAGUUAUUGGAAAGUUAUGGUUCAACAAUCAGUACAAGAGUAUUGAAAAAUGGUGAUGGUUCGAGUAGAUGUGUUGGAUUUGCUCGAAUGGAUAAUGAAGAAUUGUGUGCAAAAAUUAUUAAAGAAAUGAAUGGGAAAAAAAUAAUUCCGGGUUGUAGUUUACCAUUAAUGGUAAAAUAUGCUGAUAGUAAUAAGAAAACAAAAAGUCGGCCAUUACAAAGUGUUCCAGGGUUGUACAGUAAUAGCCUUACACAUCUUGAGAUUACUCAACCAUGUUUUGCAACACCACCAUAUGAUCAAAGCGGGCAGUAUAUCCGCACUAAUCCAAACUACCAAUACCUAUUAACACCACCAUCGCCUUAUGUUUACAGUCCACAUCCUCAAUAUCAUGUUUUCUCAGGUUAUGGAGAUGCUCCAAUCGGGAACCUUGCUGCUCAAAUGCAAAAUUUAUCACUUCAAGGUGCUAAUGCAAUGCUGCAUCCAACAGCUGAAUUAACAAAUAUUGGACCGGGUACAAGUAUAACAGCUAAUCAAGCACCAACUGGUACAGCAAUUCCUCAGGUUGCUAUGCAAGCUUAUACAGUUCCACUCUAUCCAUGGCCAUAUGGUGUUCAGGCAACAACUGAUCCGAAUAUGAUUGGUGCAGUGGUAACAUCGACGACACCGUUGCAAAAUUUUGUACCAGAAUUAGUUACUAUGCAUACAGAUGCUGCUACCGCUGCUCUUGCUGCUGCUGCUGCUGCUGCUGUUGGUCGUGGUGGUGGCAAUGGUGGUGUUGCGGUACCAACAAAUCAAACAUCAUCUGGUCAGAUUAUUUACACCACUCAACCGCUACCACCACCACUAGCACCCUCAUAA
Messenger RNA from Acanthocheilonema viteae, 1305 nucleotides. NCBI's taxonomy places the organism in Eukaryota, Metazoa, Nematoda, Chromadorea, Rhabditida, Onchocercidae. The record is from the annotation of a GenBank genome assembly.